Molecule: messenger RNA, 381 nt
Organism: Cylindrotheca closterium
Lineage: Eukaryota; Bacillariophyta; Bacillariophyceae; Bacillariales; Bacillariaceae
Source: the annotation of a GenBank genome assembly
AUGUCAAUAUUCCUCAUCUCAUCAAACGGAUUAUCCCAUAGGGGAAUUCGGAACUUGCGGACUUGUCAUAAGCGGUCGCCCCAGAUACAAUUGGUACAUUGGUUGGUGGUAGAGCUGGGUCGUACGCGUACACAUCCGCCGAUCUUGGUUCUACCGCUUGCCUGUUGGUUGUUUGCCUGUUGGCUGUGUCCGCCCAUUGCUGUAGUUCCAGUUGUUCCCAUAGUCACUUGUGAUAUCUGCGUGGCUGCUUCGGCUGGAAUUGCAGCAGGUACGUUGUUGGAUCUAAUCGAUGCUACUUCAGCUCGCAAUUCCGCCAGCUGCGUUUCCACUUGUUGCGUUUGUGCGGCUUGUCCCGUUGCCCUUCUUGCUGGCAAUCCUUGA